AUGCGCUUAACUGAUUUUUAGAGUGACUUUUAUGCUCUCUCUGAUUAUGCAAUUGAAUGGGGUAUCGCAGACGAGAGGACUUAUUUUUACCUGAUUUUGAGUGACUAUAGGACUUUGCAAAAGUACCUAUCCAAAGCAUAUUACAAGGCAUAUAUGCCUAAGCUGUCUCAUAGUCAAGAGUUAUUGACCUUAUAAAAGCAUUGCUAAAAAGUAAACAAAAAUGGAGUAGAGGAGUUUGAGCAGAAUUUUUAAAGAUUUAGGAAGUUUAUGAAUGAAGCAGAUUUGAUAUACUUUGGACCAAAUGAAAACAAGCCAUCUAGCAGGUAUUACCCCUAUAAUUGA
Stylonychia lemnae is the source of this 342-nucleotide messenger RNA. The record is from the annotation of a GenBank genome assembly. Lineage: Eukaryota; Ciliophora; Spirotrichea; Sporadotrichida; Oxytrichidae.